UUUUACACACACAAAAACAUGCAGAGGGGGUGGAAGGGGGGGGCUAUGCUGCAAAUGAGGAAGUGUUCAACUCUGAAUCUGAUGUCUGCUUCAUGCACACGCCCGUACACAUCUGGAAGUAGAGAACAGAUAAGCUGCAGACAGGUGGGCGGAAGGGAAACACUUGUGCAAGUACUUUCUGCGUGGCAAACUAAAACAAGGGCUUGCUCAGAAAGGCAAAAAGGUGCUCAGACUGCGUGGAAGUCCUGCCACCUCCAUGGAAUCCUCGCUCUCUUGUGAUUCACCAAUGAAGGGAGCCACUUAGAACCACCUCUGCUGCCCGCUGUGCUGAGAUCUGGCCUGGUGCUGAAACCUGUGGUUGUCAUUAAAAGGAGAAAAAAAAAAGUAACAGCAUCUCUGUUAGUCGGAGGAAUUCCGGCCUGUCAGCUAUUUUUGUUCCUGUCUUGCUUUCACUAUUUUGUGAAAGGAGACAUAAAAAGGAAGGAAGGGGAGAGCGAGAGAGAGGACGACACAGAGGAGGAGGGAGACAGACAGACAGACAGACGGAUACAGGCUGAACGUCUGUGUGAGUUUCAGUUGCGUUCAGGAGCAUCAGAGAAGAGUACGAGCGCCUCUUGGCCGAUCAGUCGUCUUCCGUUCGAUCCCAGGUAGCAGACAGGAGGAGGCACCAUGGUCCGGUGGUUCCACAGAGACAUCACAGGCCUGCAGGCCGAGGAAAUCCUGAAGGAUCGCGGCAUUUCUGGCAGCUUUUUGGCUCGACCCAGCAAGAAGAACGUUGGAGAUUUCUCCCUGUCUGUCAGAGUGGGUGACAGUGUGACCCACAUCCGCAUCCAAAACACUGGAGACUUCUACGACCUGUACGGAGGAGAGAAGUUUGCCACCCUGUCUGAGCUGGUGGAGUACUACACGACAGAGCAUGGCAUCCUUCAGGACAAAGACGGCACCGUCAUUGAGCUCAAAUAUCCCCUAACUUGCUCCGACCCCACCAAUGAAAGGUGGUACCAUGGUCAUCUGUCCGGCCCAAAUGCAGAGAAGCUGCUCACCAUACGGGAUGAGUCGGGAACCUUCCUGGUCAGGGAGUCGCUGUCCAAACCCGGGGAUUUUGUCCUCUCCGUUCUGACUGAUGAAAUGAGCAAAACUGGAGUCAAAAGAGUCUCUCACAUCAAAAUUAUGUGCCAGAAUGACAGGUAUACGGUGGGGGGCUCGGAAAUGUUCGACACACUGACAGAUUUAGUGGAGUUCUACAAACGCAAAGGCAUCGAGGAGAUCUCAGGGAACUGGGUUCAUCUGAAACAGCCCUAUUACUCCACCAGAGUGAACGCGGCUGACAUCGACAGCAGGGUGAAGCAGCUGAACCAAACCAAAGAGCAGCAGGAGGAGGGUGAAGGGGAGAAGAGCAAAGCGGGCUUCUGGGAAGAAUUUGACGCUCUUCAAAAGUUGGAGGCAAAGGUGAAAAAGAGCAGAGAGGAAGGCCAAAGACCAGAAAACAAGAGCAAAAACAGAUACAAGAACAUUCUUCCCUUCAAUGACACCAGAGUCAUCCUGGAUAGCGCUGAUCCUGACGUUGUCGGCUCAGAUUACAUCAACGCCAACUACGUGAGAAACAAACUGUGGGAGUCCGGUGGCCAAAAAGUCUAUAUUGCCACUCAGGGAUGCCUGAUGACAACUGUCAAUGAUUUCUGGCAGAUGGUCUGGCAGGAGAACACGAGGGUGAUCGUCAUGACAACAAGAGAAGUCGAGAAAGGCCGGAACAAAUGCGUUCCAUACUGGCCAGACUGUCAUGGCUCACAGGAAUUCGGGCAGUACGUGGUGACCUGUAACUCAGAGUUGGAAGCUAUGGAUUACAAAGUCCGAGGUUUGGAGCUCACAUCCAUGAACCAGCCAAAACACUCUCGGACCAUCUGGCACUACCAGUACCUCAGCUGGCCUGACCAUGGCGUCCCUCAGGAGCCGGGGGGUAUCCUCAGCUUCCUGAAUGAAGUGAACAAUAAACAGUCAGCUCAACCUGAUGCUGGGCCUAUGAUCAUUCACUGCAGUGCUGGAAUCGGUCGAACGGGCACAAUCAUGGUUAUCGACAUGAUCGUGGAGACCAUCAACAUUCAAGGGAUGGACUGUGACAUUGACAUUCCAAAAUACAUCCAGAUGGUGCGAGAGCAGCGCUCUGGUAUGGUGCAGACUGAGGCCCAGUACAAAUUCAUCUAUCUGGCUGUAUCCGAGUGGAUACAGAGCAGCAAAGCCCACAACUGCGCCUACAUGGAAACCGACACCGAGUAUGGAAAUCUUCAACUCAAACACCAACCAGCAAGUAGGAAGGUGUCAAAAAACAAGGAGGACGUUUACGAGAACCUGUCGAAAGGAAAGAAGGAUGUGAAAAAGUCAAAGCCUGACAAGAAAAGCGGCUCAGUGAGGAAAAAAUAGAAGAAACUUAGGCAUUGCAUCAUGUCAUAUUUAUGCAAGAACUUUUUUGUUACAGCAGAGGCCUUUCAUCAGAUACCAUCAACAUUUAAUGUUAUUUUUCAAUUGAAAACUUGAAAUGACAUACUUUACGUGAUUGCUUGGAUAAUGUGUUUGCUAAAAAAAUAAUAAAGUAAGAAUGCCUGUACACUCCA
This is a messenger RNA of Menidia menidia (Atlantic silverside), 2609 nucleotides long. Lineage: Eukaryota; Metazoa; Chordata; Actinopteri; Atheriniformes; Atherinopsidae. The record is from the annotation of a GenBank genome assembly.